Molecule: messenger RNA, 4332 nt
Organism: Meleagris gallopavo (turkey)
Lineage: Eukaryota; Metazoa; Chordata; Aves; Galliformes; Phasianidae
Source: RefSeq, a predicted model, not a curated record
AAAAGCAGACAACAUUACCAUCAAGUAUCUCAAUAAAUCAGUGCGCAGAAAUGUCUAUAAACAUACCUAAUUCAGUUAUUUUAAAUGCAUUUGCUAGGAACCACUUUCAGCUUCAAUAUUUAAGUUAUUUUCAGACAAUUGUGGAGAAAGUAUAAAUAAAUACUUGCACUGUAACCCAGUUAAUGUGUGUUAUUGAAUGCUACUUGUGCGGCAGCCAUAGUAACAUAAUUCCCUCCUUUUUAGACACUUCAAGAUGCCACGCGCAGGAGAGUGAGAUUAUACAAGACAGAAAAAAGGCCCUCAGGAUUUUGUUUCUAACAAGAACAUAUGGCUUUUUGGUUGGGGAUUGUUGUAAUUCUUGUUGGUUUCCUUUUUUUGUGAAGUGAUACCAAAGCAUCAGUAGUCUAGAAGUCUAAAGUAUCUGUUGAUGAAAUACUUACUGAUGUUCCUGCUGGAGAUGCAAAUAUUUGGCUGGAUCGAUAAUUAUGUUUUGUGGAAACAUAUUUAUGUAAGUUACGCUCCAUGGUUUCCUCCUGCUUAAAGAGCCUGAUCUCAUCUUACAUAUAUAAGAUUUGCAAAGGAAUGUUUACAAAGAAAUUGGGAAAUAGUACAAAAAGGAAAGAGAGUUGUCAGAGCAAAAAGGAACAAGAUUUAACUCCAACUGGACAAACAAAGAAUCCAAAAUUUUCAAAUACUUUAAAAAGCACCGUUAAAAAGAUUGCCAAGUGUCCAUCUGCUCGCAACUUAUCAACUGAAGAAGAGGAAAGUAAUAGAGAAUUUUCUCUUUCUCCAACAUUCAGUUACAGAGUUGCUAUCGCCAAUGGACUGCAAAAGCAUGUUUUUGUAACAAACAAUAAUAAUGAAGAUUUAACACAAGAUCUGUCUUCAAAUGAUAGUUCAUAUUCUGAUUCAUUAAGUGAGGUAAAAAGUAAUAGCAAGAAAAACGAGUACUUUUCACACACAAUGCCUGUGAGACGCAACAGAAAGAGUUUAAGCAGCCUUGCAGCAUCUGAUGGAAGUUCUGAUGGAGAACGUACUUUACAUACACUAAAGCUUGGAGCUCUACGCAAACUGAGGAAAUGGAAGAAGAGUCAAGAAUGUGUCUCAUCAGACUCUGAACUAAGUACAUGGAAGAAAACAUGGGGCUUGAGAAGUAAAUCGCUCGAUAGAACUGGCCGUCACCAGAAAUCAAAUACUCUUGAACCUGGCUUCAGUUCAACAGGCUGUAUUAGUCAAACCCAUGAUGUCAUGGAAAUGAUCUUUAAAGAGCUUCAGGGAAUAAGCCAAAUAGAAACAGAACUUUCUGAAUUACGAGGGCAUGUAAAUGCUCUGAAACAAUCAAUUGAUGAAAUUUCCAGUAGCGUAGAAGUGGUGCAAAAUGAAAUUGAACAAUUGCGAACUGGAUUUGUACAAUCCAGAAGAGAAACUCGAGACAUACAUGACUACAUCAAGCAGAUAGGCCAUCCAGGAAACAAAGCAAGUCUUAGGUUUCUAAAUGUGCCAGAAGAGAGACUUGAAAAAACUGAAAACAUAGUUUACAAAAUACUAAUAGAAAAAAUGGGGUUCUCAGAGGCACAAAGCACUAUUAAAAUUGAGUUUGCCCAGAGGCUGGGGCAACAAAGAGACUGUCCAAAUGCAAAGCCAAGACCUAUUCUUGUUUACUUUGAGUCAUCACAACAGAGGGAUUUGCUUUUAAAAAAGUCUUAUAAACUUAAGGGAACUGGUAUUGGAAUUUCUACAGAUGUUUUUUCACAUGACAUAAAAGAGAAAAAAGAAAGAGGGCUGCCUUCUUCUCAAACUUACGAGAGUAUGGAUAUGAAGAUUUUACCUGUGGAGACAAAAACUAAAAUGCAUGACUGGGAGUCACCUGAUAGCGAUAAAGACAUGGAAUCAGAUAUAAAUAAGAACAGUUAUGCAAAGGUAUCUAAAUCAGCACUUCAAAUAAAAGCAAGCACUACAAAGGGGAAUGUUGAGUCCCCAGAUCAUAAAGACCUUAGCAGAACUGCUGAUAAUAACACCUUUUCAAACAGAAGGAAUUAUGAGAGUCAAUCACCAGAAUUUGACAAUGUGGAAAAGCAACCAAAGAUGUAUUAUUCAGACAUGACUCCUCUAUGGCAUUUGCAGAAUGACUUUGCUGCACCUAAACUUAGCCGUUCAGAGUCAGAUUUCUCAAAACUGUGUCAGUCCUACUCUGAAGAUUUUUCAGAAAAUCAGUAUUUUAGCAAAACAAAUGGUAGUUCAUUAUUGUCUUCCUCAGAUCGAGAACUUUGGCAGCGAAGGCAAGAUGAUUCUGCCAACUGGUAUGGCAGUUCUCAGGAACAGACUUUUGCACAAGAUGCACAACAGUAUACAGAGCAAAAUGAAGUAGAGAAUACAGAAACUGUUGACAGUGGAUUAAGCAAUGGAAUAAUGUGUGUAUCUAGAGACAGAAGCCACUAUAGUGAUUCCCAGCUUUCUUUACAUGGUGACUUUUCACCAUGGAAAGAUUGGAAUCAGUUGGAACAAGGGGCGGAUUUGGGUCUAGACUCAUCUACACAAGAAGUUUUUGUGUAUGAUAUGAGCAGUCCUUCAGAUCAACAGACAGAUUUUGGAAAGUGCCAAAGUUCUGACCUACAGUAUGAUACUGAAAGCUAUGAUUUUACCCUUGACGGAACUUCUCCAUCAUGUGCAGGCCUUGAUAGUGAAUCACAAAGUCAGUGGACUGGUCAAUAUGACGAUUAUCAGGAAACAAAUUCUAAAUCACCUUAUCAGAAUCAAAACCGAUUGCCUAUGAUGUACCGAAGUCAGAGUGAACUACCAAGUGAUGACUCAGAAGAAGCAGCCCCUAAGUCAUGGCACAGUAGAUUAAGCAUAGACCUUUCUGAUAAGACUUUUAGCUUUCCUAAAUUUGGAUCUACACUUCAACGUGCUAAGUCAGCAUUAGAAGUUGUCUGGAAUAAAAGUACACAAAGUUUAAGUGGAUAUGAAGACAGUGGAUCAUCUUUCAUGGGAAGAUUUAGAACUUUGUCUCAGUCUACUGCAAAUGAAUCUAGCACAACACUAGAUUCUGAUGUUUAUGCUGAGCCUUAUUACUACAAAGCAGAUUAUGAAGAAGAUUUAAUUGAACCACCUGGUGAGAAUGAAACAGACUAUGUUGAAGUAAUGGAACAAGUCCUUGCUAAACUAGAAAAUAGAACAAACAGUAGUGAAACAAGCGAGCAGGUCCAAGAAUAUGAUCUAGGACAACCUCCAUGUGAAAGUCCUUAUACAAUACUUCCAGAGGAACAGUAUGAUGGACAGUUUGAUGGUUUGGUCAGUGAAGAGGUACUGGAAGUUGAAAGUGACAUGGAUGCUCAUGUGGAUGCUCACGUGGAAAUAAGGGAAGAUGAAAAUCAGAAUGUCCAAGAGAUGCUUACUGAAGCUCCAAAGAAAAAAAGAAUACGCCCGUCAUUCAAAGAAGCUGCUUUAAAAGCAUACAAGAAACAAAUGAAUGACUUGGAAGACAAAAUCCAUUCUGAAGAUAGCGGUUCUGUGGAUGAAAAGGCUCGGAUAGUAAGUGGAAGUUCCUUGGAUACUUCCAAGCUAUAUGCAAUCCAGGCAUUUAGUGGAUCUGGCCGUGGACUAUAUGGAAUUGAUAGUAUGCCAGACCUUCGCAGAAAGAAAUCUUUCCCCAUUGUUCGAGAUGUGACACUUGCAGCUCGAAAAUCUGGUAUUUCUAUGGCCAUGCUCAUCCGGACAUCAAUAAACAAUGAGGAAAUGAAAAUACAUGUUUUCAAGAAGACAUUGCAGGCCUUGAUCUACCCAAUAUCAUCAACUACACCUCAUAACUUUGAAGUUUGGACAGCAACAACUCCUACAUAUUGUUAUGAAUGUGAAGGUCUACUAUGGGGCAUAGCCAGGCAAGGAAUGAGAUGCACAGAAUGUGGUGUUAAAUGUCAUGAAAAGUGCCAAGACCUCCUAAAUGCUGACUGUUUGCAGAGAGCUGCUGAGAAAAGUUCCAAACAUGGUGCAGAAGAUAAGACACAGAACAUUAUUAGUGCUAUGAAGGAAAGAAUGAAGAUCAGGGAGAAAAACAGACCAGAGGUGUUUGAAGUGAUCCAGGAAAUGUUUGAUAUUUCCAAAGAAGAUUUUGUACAGUAUACAAAAGCAGCAAAGCAAAGUGUUUUGGAUGGGACAUCCAAAUGGUCAGCAAAAAUAACUAUCACAGUGCUUUGUGCUCAGGGCUUACAAGCUAAGGACAAAACUGGCUCAAGUGACCCAUAUGUUACUGUGCAAGUUGGCAAAACCAAAAGGAGAACAAAGACUAUUUUUGGAAACUUGAAUCCAGUAUGGGAUGAGAAAUUCUAUUUGUAA